GCAUUUAAAUACCGGGAGGUGCUGGGUGUCAGCAGCAGGAGAGGAGGCCCGGAGCACAGCAUCUUCCAGGACUGGACCCUUCUCAGGCCAGGGGCAGCCUUCCCAGCCAGACAACAACCAGGGAAAAAUCACAACCAUGAGACUUGCAGUGAUUUGCUUCUGCCUGUUGGGCAUUGCCUACACCCUACCAGUUAAACACGUUGACUCUGGCAGCUCUGAGGAAAAGCAGUUUUACAACAAAUACCCUGAUGCUGUGGCCACAUGGCUAAAGCCUGACCCAUCACAGAAGCAGAAUCUCCUAGCACCACAGACCCUUCCAAGUACAUCUAAUGAAAGCCAUGAUCACAUGGAUGACGAAGAUGAUGAUGACCACGUGGACAGCCACGAAUCAGACGACUCUGAUGACACCGAUAACCCCGACGAUUCCCACCAUUCUGAUGAGUCUCACCACUCUGAUGAAUCCGACGAGAUGGUCACUGCUAAUUUUCCCACUGAUGUUCCUACUCCAACUGUCCCUACAGAAAACAUAUAUGAUGGCCGAGGUGACAGCAUACCUUAUGGACUGAGGUCAAAAUCCAAGAAGUUCCGCAGACUUGACAUCCAGAUUCCUGAUGAGACCCAGGAGGACUUCACCUCAUAUGUGGAAAGUGAAGAGUUGGGUCAUGGGCCCAAGGUCAUUGCUUUCAACCAGGGCCUGAAGGUGCCUUCUGAUCUGGACAGCCAUGAAACCAGUCACGACCUAAGUACAGAAACCCACAGCAAGGAGCCUUCUGACAUGAUUGUUAGUCAGGAACAUUCCCACGUCAGCCUUGAAGUCACCAGCCACGAAGACCUCGAGAGUAAGGAAGAAGAUAAACUCCUGAAAUUUCGUGUUUCUCAUGAAUUAGAUAGUGCAUCUUCUGAGGUCAAUUAGAAGGAGGAAAAAAAUACAGUUUCUCACUUCGCUUUUAGUAAAAAGAAUGCAUUGUUGCAGGAAGUGAGAAUCUGGCAUGCUUAUUUCUCAGAUUAGUGGGUGAAUGUACAUGCAUAUGAAUCUGGAGAUAGAUGUGUUUGAUCAUUAGUGUAGAUUGUGGCUUCAUGGUAACACCCUUGUAUAAACCAAAAGCUCCGUAGAAGAAAUGCCAACGGUCACUGCAUUUUAAUGUUUGUCAUACUUUUAUGAAUAAACUUUAUGUAGAAGCAAACAAAACACUUUUACACAAGAGAUUAUAACAUGUCACUAAAGUCCUUUAUUUUUAAAUUAGUAUAUAUUUUGUUGUGAUUAUCUUUGUUGGUGUGAAUAAAUCUUAUAUCAUGAAUGUAAUAAGAA
Otolemur garnettii (small-eared galago) is the source of this 1309-nucleotide messenger RNA. RefSeq names its product secreted phosphoprotein 1 (gene SPP1). Lineage: Eukaryota; Metazoa; Chordata; Mammalia; Primates; Galagidae. The transcript is spliced from 6 exons. Gene Ontology annotation, molecular function: extracellular matrix binding. The record is from RefSeq and is a predicted model, not a curated record. The coding region runs from base 137 to 913 and encodes 258 amino acids. Gene Ontology annotation, biological process: positive regulation of bone resorption; osteoblast differentiation; ossification.